AUGUUCGCCACCAGGCCACGCCCAACCCCCAAGCCCCGCGCACACAGCCUCGUCGAGCAGGAGGAUGGUCAGCAGCACCCAGCCCAGGCGAAGAUGCUCCGCUCCCGGUCCUCCGACGAGAUCCGGCGGAGAACGAGCCAGAAGGAGCGGCUGCCCCAGCUGGCCGAACGCCCCGCCCGCCGACUCAGCCAGCCCCACGCCGACGGCGGCCAGCAGCAUGCGCCACGCAAACUGCACAACCGGGCCUCCACCCCGCUCUUCAGCCUCGCCAUGCCCGCCGAGCACGACCCCCACCGCGGGCCAGACGCCCUGCUCUCCAGGCCAUCCACCCCGAGCCUGCUCCAGCGGAUCAAGGCCGGCCUCACCCCCAAGUCCUCCUUCGCCUCCGCCGAGCCGUCCCCGGAGCACUCCGCAGAGAUCCUGCCCGUCCCCAGCCGGAAGCCCAGCCCGGGCACCGCAAAGUCCGCCAGCGAGCUCCAGCUGGCCUACUUCGAUCUGAGCCAGAGCAGCGACAAAUCGAUCUUCCCCCUCUACCGCUCCCAGUCCGACUCCCUGGGCCAGCACCACCGCCAGACCAUGGAAGAGCUCCGCCCCGCCGCACCCCUCGCCACCCCAGCACCCGCCCCGCCCCUGCUCGCCCGCUCCUUCAGCCAGGUCCGCCUCGGAAGCCCCAUCGCCCACCGCACCUCCGAGCUCUUCAACCGCUCCCUCGGCCCCUCCUCCCCCUCCGCCGCCGCCCGGGAAUACAACCGCGAGCCCUUCGCCGCCGGUGCCGACCUCCCCCGCCUCAAAUCUGCCACCGCCGCUUCCGCUUCAUCUUCCAACACUACCCAGCACACAGUCUCCAACAAGCUCAGGCGGCCGAGGACCUCCGCGUCCCACCACCAAUCCCAGCCCCUCAUCGAACUUGCCAAAAAAUCAGACAAUAAGGACAAGGAGCCGGCCAAGACCAGCGGGAAGCUGAAGCCGCUGGCACGAGCGACGGACGACGAGAGCGAGGAGACCUAUCUGAGCCGGCUCGGGACACAGAUCGAGAAGAGCAAGAUCCCGAGCGUGUUGGCGUCGAGUAAUGAUCCGUUCCAUCUCGCGGCGCUGACCAAGUACAUGGGCUCGUUCGAGUUCAGCCACGACCCGAUCGACCUGUCCAUCCGCAAGCUGCUCAUGGUCGUCGAUCUGCCCACGGAGACCCAGCAGAUCGACCGGGUCAUCGAAGCCUUCGCCAAGCGCUACGUCGACUGCAAUCCCAAGCUCUUCGCCUCCCCCGACCAAGUGUAUAUCCUCGCCUUCUCGAUCAUCAUGUUGCACACCGAUGCGUUCAAUAAAUCUAACAAGGCCAAGAUGAGUCGCGCUGAUUACGUCAAGAACACCCGGAUGGACGGGAUCCCAAACGAGCUGCUAGAGUACAUAUAUGACAAUGUCACCUUCACGCCCUUCGUGUAUGUAGAUCCCGAACGGAACAUCACGGGGCAGAAGAUGACCCACACCCACCAACAGCCGAACGACGGGAUGAGCACGUCGUUCUUCAACCUGGGCGGAAAUGUGAACAACAUGACGCCGAUCCUGCAAUCGAGCAGCAUUCUCCCGGGGGGGACGAAGGAGGGCAAGGGCAAGCUAGAUCCGUACCAGCUGAUCGCGAAGGGCUCCACCCACGAGCUGCGUCCAGACCUCGGCGCGGUCAUCCCGAGCCGCAACCCGUUCAGCUUCACCGGCUCGGUGUCCUGGUUCGACUUCAAACGCCUGCGAGAGUCGUUCAACCCGGCCAAGUCGGUCAUCAUCCAGGUCGUCAACUUGGUCCCGACCACCAAGCCCCACUCGAUCUUCAAGCUCAUCGAGUCCGAGGACGCCGCCGCCGACGAGCCCCUCCUCUCCAGGAAGCCAUACGAGGACAACGGGAACCCGGACUCGAGGACGCUCAACCUCGCCGCCUCCCCCGGCGCCGUCUACCCCGGCUUCCUCAACCUUCGCGCAAUCAAGGUCGGCCUCGUCCACCUGAAGAUCGACGCCUUCACCCCCUUCUCCACCGCCCCGCCCGCCCCCCUGCCCCCCUCCUCCAACACCUCCAACACCACCUCCUUCGCACAGCCCAAUCACUCUGGCGCAGGAGCAAGCAGCAACCCGAUCAACGAGCUCAGCAUGGCCAAGAACGUGAUCUCGAAGAAGUGGAAGCUGUUCUGCGUCUUGCUCACCGCCCGCCAACUCAUCCUCAUCAAGGAUGUCGGGCUGGCCGCCGAGUUGCAGGAGUCCAUCAAGCUCGCCGGGUUCAGAAACCAGGCGAACCCCGAAGACCAACUCGUCGUCCGGAUCACCGGGCUCAAGCCUGAUCUCGUGCUCUCCUUGGACGGCGGCGUCGCGCUCAUGGACUCGGAUUAUCAACGCAGGCCUUGCACGUUUCGGCUGAUACUUACUAAGGAUCUGAGUCUGUUGAUGGGCGUUGAUGACAAUGAGGACAUGAAUUCGUGGAUCACGCACAUCAACUAUGCGGCGACGUACAAGACCCAUCGGCUGCCCUUCUGGCCCAGCCACACCUACCAGGCGAGUCCCCGUCCAUCGAUGUCCAGCACCCCGGUCGCAGGGAACUCUUCCCGGGUUUAUCAGCGCGCCGCGCUUAAUGGGGCCGAGUCUAAUCCGUCCAAUAACGAGGACAGCUCUGAGAGUCUGCUCUCUUCCUCUUCCCUCCGUCAUCAUCAUCAUCAGCAGCAGCACCAACACCAGCAUCAACAGUAUCAGCAUCAGCAGCAAGAGAGUAGAAGGACUUCGCUAGAUAGGGCCCCCAUCUCCCGCAGCUCCUCCUUCUCCAACUCCCUCUUCGCCGCUAGACCCUUCGAGAUCGGCCCCAACUUGAUCGGCGAAAGCCCGCGCUCGAGCAGCGUCCAUUCGCAGCGUCAUUCGACGGUCUCGUCGACCAAUCUUCUGUCGCAUUGGGACCUUGUCAGAGCCCAGAUCGUGAGUCUGGAGGGCCAGAUCCUGGCGGCCAAGACGGAGCUGAACGAGGAUUUGCGACUGGCGCGCAACCUGGCGGUGCUGACCCCGUUCCAGUUCUCGACCCGGUCGAAGCUGCAACUGGCGAUCAUGCCGGUGGCCAACCGGGUGCGCAACUCGCGCAGCCAGCUGUCCAAGCUCGUCUGUUACCGGGAGAUCUUCGUCCGCGACCUGGCCCUGUCGAUCGCCGGCUCGGCCGAGUCUGCACCCGCCGCUGCAGCAUCCUCGCGGACUACGACGGCUCACGCGGCCACGCCCAGACUCUCCGAUACUGUCUCCUCCACCGGAUCCAGAAACCCGCAUCCUGCUGGCCCGGAGGAGAUCAGGAUCCGCAACUCGGUCGAGCGCGCCAGCUCGGCCGGAGGUGACCACAGGGACCUCCUGCUCAGUCGCGCCAGUCGCGCACAGUCCGUCAGCUCCACCCGGAUAGCCUCCGGGGUCGUCCAUAUCCCGGAGGACCAGGCCGUCGUCCGCCCCGAAGAAACGGACCGAACAGGAGACCCACGGCCCCUCGAAAUCAUCUCUCGACCCGUCGUCGAGCCCGGCGCUGUGCUUGCCACGCCUCAUCCUCCUGCCGCUGCCACAUCGCACGAUCUGUCGGCCUCGGCAUCCUCCUCCUCCACCGUCGUCCUGCCUGCGCCCCCCUUCCCGCACCGCCCCGCGCACCUCCAUCCGACGUCCUCCGCGGUCCUUCUCUCCACACACCCCACCCUCGUCACCUCGCCCGUCCAGAUCGACGGCAUCGACGAGGCGGGCGAGGAGGAGGAAGAGGAGGAGGACGAGGGCCCGGACGCCGAGGAAGUGCUGGCCUGUCUGCGCAAAGUCGGCCGCCACCCCCUCGCCGGCCUCAAGGGCCCGUCCGACACCAUCCUCAGUCGGCCUUCUCACACCCACGACGCCGGGCCCCCCUCUUCUGGGGCGGCUACCUGGGGCGUCGCCAUCGGCCGGUCCCGAUCCGGAACCUCUAUCUCUGGCCGCUCCGCACGCGACACGCCUCCCGCCGGCCCUGGCGCCCCGUUGAUGAGCACCACGGGGUCGACGCGGUCGAUCGUCAAGAUCCCCUUCCUCUCCUCCUCCUCCCACGCCGCCUCGCGCAAGAACCCGCCCGUCUCCGCCGCACUCUUCGACCCCCCUGCUCCUCCUCCACCAUCCAUGCCCAGCGCCUCCCGGCCGGCCGAGCUUGACCAGCAGCAUCACCAGCACAUCCUGCGGCUGUCGGCCUCCGCCUCCGCCGCCUCCAUCCACUCCUCCGCCCACACCACCGCGUCCACCAUCACGCCGCUGCCCGGCAAGCCCUCCCUCCUCGGCCCGCCGGCCAAGCCGGCCAAGAGCCCCGCCCGCGCCGCCGCCCGCGCCCGCAUGCUCGACAAAGCCCGCCUCGUCGCCGCCUCUUGUCGUCCGUUCUCUGCCGUCGGGUCUUCUAGUGGCACGGGUCGGAGCGCCAAGCUCUCCACAGCCUCCCUCUCCCCCCCUCUCGCCUCCCCUCCCCGUCCCCCCGCACCACCAGCGACCAGUCCCCGGCUGCUGUCCCCCAUCCUCUCCCCCUCCUCCCACGACCAGCUCUCCUCCGCUUCCUCCCUCCCCAUCGCCUCCAGACCCCAUCGCAGCCGCUCCGACUCCCGCGCCCGCCCCGCCACCGGCUCCGCCACCGGCUCCGCCUCCGCCCUCGGCUUCCCACCCCCACCCCCACCCGCCGCCAAACGGUUCACCCAGGCCUGGGGACUCCCCUGA
Puccinia triticina is the source of this 4710-nucleotide messenger RNA. RefSeq lists its product as uncharacterized. The transcript is spliced from 10 exons. The coding region runs from base 1 to 4710 and encodes 1569 amino acids. Gene Ontology annotation, molecular function: guanyl-nucleotide exchange factor activity. Gene Ontology annotation, biological process: regulation of ARF protein signal transduction. Lineage: Eukaryota; Fungi; Basidiomycota; Pucciniomycetes; Pucciniales; Pucciniaceae. The record is from RefSeq and is a predicted model, not a curated record.